UCAAGACCGGGGUAACUUCCUGUUCAACCGGGAAUAAAACACUUCCAUCGCACUUUCUGAUGGACGCUUAGAUCCGGAGUUCCCGUGUUUAAUUUGCCAACCACCUCGUCGUUUCUGGUCCAUCUUUAUGUACCACACUCCUCGCGUGUUCACUUCCUCGCAGUUUUGUGAUCCAACAUGGCGCCAACGAUCCAGACUCAAGCACAACGGGAGGACGGCCACAGUCGUCCCUCAUCUCACCGGACAGUGCCAGAGAGGUCUGGAGUUGUGUGUCGGGUCAAAUACUGCAACAGCUUGCCUGACAUCCCAUUCGAUCCGAAAUUCAUCACAUACCCAUUUGACCAGCACAGGUUUGUUCAGUACAAAGCCACAUCUCUGGAGAAGCAGCACAAGCAUGAGCUUUUGACCGAGCCGGACCUCGGUGUCACAAUUGAUCUCAUUAAUCCCGACACUUACCGCAUUGACCCUAGCAUUAUUUUGGAUCCAGCUGAUGAAAAACUGUUGGAGGAAGACAUCCAGGCUCCGUCCAGCUCAAAGAGGUCUCAGCAGCAUGCCAAGGUGGUGCCAUGGAUGAGAAAGACAGAAUACAUUUCAACAGAGUUCAACAGAUACGGUGUAUCCAAUGAAAAAGUGGAAGUCAAGAUCGGAGUGUCUGUCAAACAACAGUUCACAGAGGAGGAGAUCUACAAAGACAGAGACAGCCAAAUUUCCGCCAUUGAGAAGACGUUUGAUGAUGCACAGAAAUCAAUUUCACAGCACUAUAGCAAACCCAGGGUUACUCCAGUGGAAGUACUGCCUGUGUUCCCAGACUUCAAGAUGUGGAUCAACCCGUGCGCUCAGGUCAUAUUUGACUCUGAUCCUGCACCAAAGGACAUGUCCGGACCGGCUGGUGUGGAGAUGAUGUCUCAAGCCAUGAUCAGAGGUAUGAUGGACGAGGAGGGAAACCAGUUUGUGGCCUACUUCCUGCCUAAUGAAGACACCAUUCGCAAGCGCAAGAGAGACUUCGAGGAGGGAAUGGAUUACAUGCCUGAAGAUCUGUACGAUUACAAGAUCGCCAGAGAAUACAACUGGAACGUGAAGAACAAAGCCAGCAAGGGUUACGAAGAGAAUUACUUCUUCAUCUUCAGAGAUGGAGACGGUGUUUACUACAAUGAACUGGAAACCAGGGUGCGUCUGAGCAAGAGGCGAGCCAAGGCUGGAGCUCAGUCCACUACCAACGCCGUGCUGGUCUGUAAACACAGAGAUAUGAAUGAGAAGGAGCUGGAGGCACAGGAAGCACGUAAAGCUCAGCUGGAGAACCAUGAGCCUGAAGACGAGGAGGAAGACAUGGACAUGGAUAAAGACAUGCAGGACUCAGGGGAUGAGAAAGAGAAGGGCAGCGGCAGCGAGGGUGAGAACUCUGGUAGCGAAUCGGAGCGGGACGAGGACGAGCGAGAACAGAGAGAUGAUGAGGAUGAGGACAACAGGCCGAAGAGGAGGAGGAAAUCCAGCGGCAGUGGAAGCGAGAGCGGGGAGGAGAGAACCAGGGAACUGCGAGACGAGGAAGAAAUCUUCGGCAGCGACGACGACAGCGACGACAACGAGCCCAAAAACUCAGCCAGAAGCAGCGGCGACGAGGGCAGCGGCAGCGAGGACGAGGGCGGCAACAGAGGGGGCAGCAGGAGCCGCAGUGCCUCUCCUGCCCACAGCGACCGCAGCAGCGACCACUCGGACGCUCAGGCGCAGAGCGGCAGUGGCAGUGACCGGGGCUCAGCCUCAAGCGACGCCAGUGACAGUGAAUAACUGCAACAAUCUGAUCACAAUGGAAAUGACCACUUGUCUUAUCUAUGAGAUUCAGUCCCAGCGAUCGCGGCAGGGCCACAUCUACCCUCUUAUCAUGAGUCUGCAGGCGUCCCUUUUUUAUAGCAAAAAUGAAACGUGUGUGUGUCAGAGGCUGAUUAUUUUUGGACAGUCUUUUAUUUGUAGGCUUAGUGCCCCGCCUGUACCUUUGUCAAUCCUGAUUUGUGUCUGGCAUGUACGUCCAUUAAAGAUUCAUGUCGAAAUGAUUUAGAGUUUUAAUCUGUUAGUGUCUGAUCGGAAGCUCACAGUGAAACAUUAGAUUUCACCAGAUAAGGUAUUCUGUCUGUGUGACUUACGAAGGUGGAUGAAGCCAACGUGGUACAUACGGCCGUGUUGCGUGUAAAGAACCCAACAUGAACUUUUGUUUUACCAUAAUUUGAUGGAGUAUA
Synchiropus splendidus (mandarinfish) is the source of this 2228-nucleotide messenger RNA. RefSeq names its product PAF1 homolog, Paf1/RNA polymerase II complex component (gene paf1). The record is from RefSeq and is a predicted model, not a curated record. Gene Ontology annotation, cellular component: Cdc73/Paf1 complex. Gene Ontology annotation, biological process: transcription elongation by RNA polymerase II. Bases 178 to 1782 code for a protein of 534 amino acids. Lineage: Eukaryota; Metazoa; Chordata; Actinopteri; Syngnathiformes; Callionymidae. The transcript is spliced from 14 exons. Gene Ontology annotation, molecular function: chromatin binding; RNA polymerase II complex binding.